GUAGAGAUUGGAUUGGCGCUAGGCCUUGUAGUGACAUUGCGCAUGCAGUAUCCAUGCUCCAAUAAAAUAUCCCAGUUGAUCAGCAUGAGAACCCCGGGGGAUAACAGGUACUUUAUCAAGACAUUGCCUCUAGACAUCCUCCUCGCCCUCCCGAAAGUCACAUUCACCCCUCGCACAUCGGAAAACAUAGGAAGAACGUCGCUCGACCUGUCCGCGAGAGAGAUGGUCGCAAUCGCACAGGGGGGUUCCAUCCCUAAUGCCCUCCCAGUCAUCAAAGAUCAUGCGACGGCAGCCUACGCUGCAUGUAUAAUACCAUCUCCUGAUAUUUCCCUUGCUAUUGGACUGCGUUUGUCGUCUAUUCAUCUCCACAUCGCAACAAUGGGGCGGAUGGUCGAAAAGUCGAGGAACUCGGUCUGCCAUCUUGUGUUUGUUUGUUGGUUAUCGAAGGAAGGGGAGUAUGUUGUUUGGUAUAAGGCCAGGAAAAGCGUGGGAGGUGAAGAAGUGAUGGAAGCAAGAGAAUUGAGGAAAGUAGAGAAGGUUCUUAUAUGUUUAUUUUCAUCAGGAUAGACAUCAUCUCUGGGUUUCUGUCC
Molecule: messenger RNA, 590 nt
Organism: Aspergillus wentii DTO 134E9
Lineage: Eukaryota; Fungi; Ascomycota; Eurotiomycetes; Eurotiales; Aspergillaceae
Exons: 2
Coding region: 85-567 (160 amino acids)
Source: RefSeq, a predicted model, not a curated record